UUAAUAUAGGUAAAAAGCCUGGCUAUUGUGGAGUUGCAUUAUUUACAAAGAAAGAACCAAAGGAUGUAAAGUAUGGAAUACCUGGUUCUAAUUGUAAUGAUGAAGGAAGGAUAAUUACAGCUGAAUAUGAAGACUAUUUUGUCGUUAACGUUUAUGUUCCCAAUGCUGGACAAAAGUUGGUAACAUUGCCAAAAAAACUGCAGUGGAAUGAUGACUUCGCAAAAUUUAUUUUGGAAUUAGAUAGCAUAAAACCUGUUAUUAUAUGCGGUGAUAUGAACGUUGCCCACCAAGAAAUAGAUUUAACAAAUCCGAAGACUAAUACAAAAAAUGCUGGUUUUACUAAAGAAGAACGAGAUGGCAUGACACUCUUUUUAGAAGCUGGAUUUGUUGACACGUUCAGGCAUCUAUAUCCAGAUAAAACAGGAGCUUAUACUUUCUGGUCUUACUUUGCUAAUGCACGUAGUAAGAAUAUUGGAUGGAGAUUGGAUUACUUCUUGGUUUCGGAAAGAAUAAAGAAUAAAAUUUGUGAUAAUGUCAUGAGAGAUAAAGUGUAUGGCAGCGAUCAUUGCCCUAUUGUACUAUAUGCUGUAUUGUAAGUGAUAUAUACUUUUCUUUACAACAGAUGUUCCAUCAUUAAACUGCCAACUGCUGUUAUUUAUAUUUUAGUAACCUUCUAUUCAAAUAAAAUUUGAUCAAUAGAAACUUAUUAAUUUUUUUCGCAUUUGAUAAGCAGUGUAAUAUCAUGAAGGCAGGAUCUUUCAUAUAUACGGAUGUAAUACUGCAUUUUCUGUAAUAUAAACCGCGGAUUGGGUUCUAAUUCAUUAAUGUACGAUA
Molecule: messenger RNA, 834 nt
Organism: Orussus abietinus
Lineage: Eukaryota; Metazoa; Arthropoda; Insecta; Hymenoptera; Orussidae
Gene: Rrp1
Product: DNA-(apurinic or apyrimidinic site) lyase
Exons: 4
Coding region: 273-596 (107 amino acids)
Biological process (GO): base-excision repair
Cellular component (GO): nucleus
Molecular function (GO): double-stranded DNA 3'-5' DNA exonuclease activity; DNA-(apurinic or apyrimidinic site) endonuclease activity; phosphoric diester hydrolase activity
Source: RefSeq, a predicted model, not a curated record